This is a messenger RNA of Phanerochaete carnosa HHB-10118-sp, 840 nucleotides long. RefSeq lists its product as uncharacterized. The transcript has a single exon. NCBI's taxonomy places the organism in Eukaryota, Fungi, Basidiomycota, Agaricomycetes, Polyporales, Phanerochaetaceae. The coding region runs from base 1 to 840 and encodes 279 amino acids. The record is from RefSeq and is a predicted model, not a curated record.
AUGAGCACUUUGACCACAUUGCGACUGGAGUUGACCAAUGGGCCCUUCGAGAAGCCCACACGGAUAGAUGCAAAAGACAUGGCCUUCCUGACGAGCCUUCCGCGCCUUAAGUGGCUCGAGCUCUCCUUGGACACAUUCUCAGAUCGUGAUGCGAUAGACCGGCAGCUCUCUGUUACACCUCUCCUGUACCUGCUCUCCCUGGAGCUUCGAUACACGAACACGGAAAAAUGCUAUAUUCAUGAUUUAGAGGCGUUCAAAGGUCCUACAGCACUCCUGCAACACCUCCUUCCCGUCUGUGCACUGCAUCAGAUCACACUUUCCGUCACCCUCACUUGCUUUGUCUCGCGCGCGAGUGUUGACAAGUUUUUCUCCGCGUUCGCGGCGCUCCCGUCGAGCCUCGUCUCGUGCGAUAUCCUCCAGGUAUCCUGGGGCGCGAGUGAGCCGCCGCUCGGGAUGCAAGGCUAUGCGCCAUUCCUUGCGCUCCCUGUUCGCGAGCUUAUGCUCGAAGGGGCCGGGGUUGACCUCGACCUCGCAGAAGUGCGCGCUUUCGCUAGUGCCUGGCCGAACUUGCGUCGGCCCAGCCUCGGGCAGGACCAGCCUGCCAGCCCAGCGCGCGUCUCGCUCUCCGCGCUCCCUGACCUAGUGCACACCAUGCCAAACUUGGUCGAGCUUGGCAUCCGCGUGUACGACGAUGACGAAGCUCUUGACGAGGAGCACUCUCCGACGUCAGCCCCCGUUCCAAAACUUACGAAACUCGACCUCGGUUGUUCGCCGCUCCAUAAUGCGAUGGACGCGGCCCGGUACGUCGUGCGUAACUUCCCAAACGCGAGCGGGUGCUAA